UAUAAAAGGGGAGGGAAGGGCUAAAACGAUUUUCAAAGUCCCUCUCACUUUCUCUCUCUAAAACCACUCUGCUUCAAUUUGAAGCUGUCUUUUUUUUAUUUCCAACUCAGUCCUUCCCCCUCUUCUCUCCCUCCCUUUUCUCUCAUAUAUAUUCGGAGGUUUGGUUUAUCGGUGCAAUUGCACUUAGGUUUUAGGUUUUUGGAUCAGUGAGUUUUUGUCCUAGGGUUUUAAUUUUGAAUUCAAGCACGAUCUCUCUCUCUCUCUUCAAUGGCGGCCGACAAGCUCAGAGAUUUAAGUCAGCCAAUGGACGUCGCUUUGCUCGACGCUACUGUUGAUGCUUUUUACGGAACUGGAUCUCAAGAGGAGAGAGCAGCUGCAGAUCAUAUCUUGCGGGAUUUGCAAAAUAAUCCAGACAUGUGGCUUCAAGUGGUUCACAUUUUAUGUAAUACAACGAAUUUGAACACCAAAUUUUUUGCUUUACAGGUUCUAGAAGGUGUUAUCAAGUAUAGAUGGAAUGCUUUACCCGCGGAACAACGAGAUGGCAUGAAAAACUAUAUUUCUGAAGUUAUAGUUAAGCUUUCAAGCGACGAUAUCUCUUUCCGGAGGGAGAGGCUGUAUGUCAAUAAAUUAAAUAUUAUAUUGGUUCAGAUACUGAAGCAUGAGUGGCCAGCUCGGUGGCGGAGCUUCAUCCCUGACUUGGUUGCCGCAGCAAAAACAAGUGAAACCAUCUGCGAGAAUUGCAUGGUUAUUCUGAAACUUCUAAGCGAAGAGGUCUUUGACUUCUCAAGGGGUGAAAUGACUCAACAAAAGAUUAAAGAGUUAAAACAAUCCUUGAACAGUGAAUUCCAGCUCAUUCAUGAGUUGUGCUUAUACGUAUUGUCUGCAUCUCAAAGAGCUGAACUCGUGCGGGCUACCCUUUCCACAUUGCAUGCUUUUCUUUCGUGGAUUCCGCUGGGCUAUAUAUUUGAAUCCAUGCUGCUUGAACUACUACUAAAUUUCUUUCCUGUGACGGCUUACCGCAAUCUCACUCUUCAGUGCCUGACAGAGGUCGCUGCUCUUGCUUUUGGGGAGUAUUACAACAAGCAGUAUGUCAAAAUGUAUAGUAUUUUUAUGGUUCAGUUGCAGGGCAUUGUCCCACCCACUACCAACUUUUUAGAGGCUUAUGCGAAUGGCAACAAUGAAGAGCAGGCAUUUAUCCAGAACUUGGCCCUAUUUUUCACGUCCUUCUACAAGUCUCAUAUCCGAUUACUAGAAUCCUCCCAAGAGAGCAUAAAUGCACUACUAAUGGGUCUUGAGUAUCUCAUAAAUAUCUCAUAUGUGGAUGACACCGAAGUUUUUAAGGUUUGCUUGGACUAUUGGAAUUCUUUAGUUUUGGCGCUGUUUGAAGCUCACCACAAUCUGGACAAUCCUGCUGCAACUGCAAACAUGAUGGGAGUGCAGAUUCACAUCAUUCCAGGAUUGAAUGAUGCACAUAAUUCUCCACUCAUGCAGAGACGUCAACUUUACGCUGGUCCAAUGUCUAAGUUAAGAUUACUGAUGAUCUGCCGCAUGGCAAAGCCAGAAGAGGUUCUCAUUGUAGAGGAUGAAAAUGGAAAUAUAGUUCGUGAAACUAUGAAAGACAAUGAUGUGCUUGUGCAGUAUAAGAUAAUGAGGGAAACAUUGAUUUACUUGGCACAUCUCGAUCACGAGGAUACUGAAAAACAGAUGUUGAAGAAGUUAAGUCAACAACUAAGUGGGGAGGAUUAUACCUGGAACAACCUCAAUACGCUGUGUUGGGCAAUUGGAUCUAUAUCUGGGUCAAUGGUGGAGGAACAGGAAAACAGGUUUUUGGUGAUGGUAAUUCGUGAUUUGUUGAACCUUUGUGAGAUCACCAAAGGAAAGGACAAUAAAGCGGUCAUAGCCAGUAAUAUAAUGUAUGUGGUUGGGCAAUACCCAAGAUUUUUGAGGGCUCACUGGAAGUUCUUGAAAACUGUUGUGAACAAGUUAUUUGAGUUCAUGCACGAAAUUCAUCCAGGAGUUCAGGAUAUGGCAUGCGAUACAUUCUUGAAAAUUGUCCAAAAGUGCAAGCGUAAAUUUGUCACUGUGCAGGUUGGUGAAAACGAGCCAUUUGUAUCAGAACUUCUGACAACUCUUCCAACAACUAUUGCAGAUCUAGAGCCUCAUCAGAUCCACUCCUUCUAUGAAUCUGUAGGUACUAUGAUUCAAGCAGAAUCUGAUGCUAUCAAAAGAGAUGAAUAUUUGCAGAGAUUGAUGCUGCUUCCUAAUCAGAAAUGGGCUGAAAUUAUAGGGCAGGCACGUCAGAGUGUUGAUUUCUUGAAAGAUCCAGAUGUGAUUAGGGCAGUGCUCAAUAUAUUGCAGACGAAUACUAGUGCCGCAACCUCUCUUGGAACAUAUUUUCUGCCACAGAUUUCUCUGAUAUUUCUGGACAUGCUUAAUGUGUACAGAAUGUAUAGUGAGCUUAUAUCCACCAGUAUUGCCCAAGGAGGGCGUUAUGCUUCGAGGACAUCUAUUGUGAAACUUUUACGUUCGGUUAAGAGGGAAACACUAAAGCUCAUUGAGACAUUUCUAGACAAGGCAGAAGGUCAACCACAUAUUGGAAAACAAUUUGUGCCUCCAAUGAUGGACCCUGUGCUUGGCGACUAUGCCAGGAAUUUACCGGAUGCAAGAGAGUCGGAAGUUCUUUCUCUCUUUGCUACAAUCAUAAAUAAGUAUAAGGGCUCAAUGAUUGAAGAUGUUCCUCGGAUAUUUGAAGCUGUUUUCCAGUGUACUCUAGAGAUGAUAACAAAGAAUUUUGAGGACUAUCCUGAGCAUCGACUCAAGUUCUUUUCGUUACUUCGAGCCAUUGCUGCAAAUUGUUUUCCUGCUUUGAUUCACUUGUCAAGCGAGCAACUGAAACUUGUAAUUGAUUCCAUCAUUUGGGCUUUCCGGCAUACUGAACGAAAUAUUGCGGAAACUGGACUUAACCUUUUAAUAGAGAUGCUGAAAAACUUUCAGGCUUCCGAGUUCUGCAAUCAGUUCUUCAGGACUUAUUUUCUGACGAUAGAACAAGAAAUAUUUGCUGUUUUAACCGACACAUUCCACAAGCCUGGUUUUAAAUUGCAUGUACUGGUGUUGCAACACUUGUUCUGCCUGGUGGAAUCCGAUGGCGUGACUGAGCCUCUGUGGGAUGUCGCGACAGUUCCUUAUCCUUAUCCGAAUAAUGGCUUGUUCAUUCGCGAAUACACAAUUAAACUUUUGAGCUCAUCGUUUCCCAACAUGACCACAACUGAGGUAACCCAAUUCGUGAACGGACUUUUUGAGUCAGGACAGGAUCUUCCUUUAUUCAAAAACCAUAUUCGAGACUUUCUUGUGCAAUCAAAAGAAUUUUCAGCUCAGGACAACAAAGAUCUUUAUGCCGAUGAGGCUGCUGUUCAGAGAGAGAAGGAGAGGCAACGCAUGCUGUCAAUUCCCGGACUUAUUGCACCCAACGAGAUACAAGAUGAGAUGCUGGACUCAUGAGUUUGGCAUAUUUUCCUUCUAAAGGCUAGUUUUUGUGGAUUUGUAACUUAAAACAAAAAAAAAAAUUAGGUUUUUGAUGGAGGGUCCAGCCGUUAAAUUUUUCCCAAUUUCAUAUAAUCUGGCUGGAACAUAGUCUCGUGUGAAGUGACGAAGCUAUCCUCGGCUGCUGAAGAAACAACAUGCUGGUUGUAAAGUAGUAAUUUAGUUGUCUGAAUUUAGUAAUGGAUGGGACUGUGUCUAAGCUGAUUGUCAUUGGGAGGUGGUAUUUGUGGUAGGGUCUAAUGUAUACAAACAUUAGUUGAUUGUGCAGAAAAUCCUCUUUUUGCCGAUUAAUUGUUAGGACAGUUUUAAGUAUUUCUGGAUUUUGGAGGAUGGAUUGUUCUUGUUUUGACUAUUGUCUUUGAUCCCAGCAUUAUUAUGCAGGUUUGCUAAGUUAGAGGUUAAUUUGUUUUAAGAGAAUGCAUGUGGUGGAUUUAGCA
Molecule: messenger RNA, 3977 nt
Organism: Erythranthe guttata (spotted monkey flower)
Lineage: Eukaryota; Viridiplantae; Streptophyta; Magnoliopsida; Lamiales; Phrymaceae
Product: protein EXPORTIN 1A
Biological process (GO): protein export from nucleus; ribosomal large subunit export from nucleus; ribosomal small subunit export from nucleus
Cellular component (GO): nucleus; cytoplasm
Molecular function (GO): small GTPase binding; nuclear export signal receptor activity
Source: RefSeq, a predicted model, not a curated record